Messenger RNA from Malaclemys terrapin pileata, 2045 nucleotides. Its product is annotated as zinc finger protein 420-like. The transcript is spliced from 3 exons. Lineage: Eukaryota; Metazoa; Chordata; Testudines; Emydidae. The record is from RefSeq and is a predicted model, not a curated record. The coding region runs from base 90 to 1961 and encodes 623 amino acids. Gene Ontology annotation, biological process: regulation of DNA-templated transcription.
UGGUGACCUUCGAGGAGGUGGCUCUGUAUUUCACCGAGGAAGAGUGGGCUCUGCUGGACCCCGCUCAGAGAGCCCUCUACAGAGACGUCAUGGAGGAGAACUAUGAGAAUGUGGCCUCGCUGGGGUUUCCAGUUUCCAAACCUGAUGAGAUCUCCUGGCUGGACCGAGGGGAGGAGCCAUGGGUCCCAGACCUCCAGGACUCUGAGGAAAGAGAGACCCUGAGAGAUACCUGCAUAGCAGAUGAUGGGAUGGCGAAUGAGGAGGAGAAUCCUCAACAAGACGAUGCUGAGCAAGUAGAAGCACAGGGGACGUUCUCAGAAAGAUCCAAAGGGAAUGUUUCCUGGAGUUGUGCACAGGCAAACGCCUGUGAGAGUCAGAACAGAUCAGAGAAAAAGUUCAGUAGAGGCUCAGACCUUAUUAGACAUGAGAGAAUCAACACAGGAGAAACACCGUACAUCUGCCUGGAGUGUGGGAAAACCUUCAAACAUAACUCAGUCUUUAUCAUACAUCAGAGAAUCCACACUGGAGAGAGACCAUACGCAUGCCCCGAGUGUGGGAAAAGCUUCAGUCGCAGCUCAAACCUUAUCACACAUCACAGAAUCCACACAGGGGAGAAACCCUACACUUGCCAUGAGUGUGGGAAAGGCUUCAGUCGGAGCUCAGAGCUUAUGAUGCAUAGGAGAAUCCACACAGGAGAAAGACCCUACACUUGCUGUGAUUGUGGGAAAAGCUUCAUUCGGAGCUCAGAGCUUAAUAAGCACCAGAGAAUCCACACUGGAGAGAGACCCUUCAGAUGUACUGAGUGCGGGAAAGACUUCAUUUAUAGCUCACAGCUUGUCACACAUCGACGAAUCCACACAGGAGAGAGACCCUACUCAUGCCUUGAGUGCGGGAAAGGCUUCACUUCUAGCUCACAGCUUGUCUCGCAUCAGAGAAUCCACACAGGAGAGAGACCCUAUUCAUGCCCUGAGUGCGGGAAAAGCUUAAGUUCUAAGUCACAGCUGGUCUCACAUCGGAGAAUCCACACAGGAGAGAGAUCCUAUUUGUGCCCUGAGUGCGGGAAAAGCUUCAGUCAUAGUUCACAGCUUAUCACACAUCAGAGAACCCAUACGGGAGAGAAACCGUACACAUGUCCUGAGUGUGGGAAAAGCUUCAGUCGUAGCUCAAACCUUAUCAUGCAUCAUAGAAGCCACACAGGUGAGAAACCCUACACAUGCUGUGAUUGUGGGAAAAGCUUCAGUCGGAGCUCAGAGCUGAUCAGACAUCAGAGAAUCCACACAGGAGAGAGACCUUACGCGUGCCCAGAGUGCGGGAAAAGUUUCACUCGGAGCUCAGAUCUUAGUAAGCACCAGAGAAUCCACACUGGAGAGAGACCCUAUAGAUGCCCUGAGUGCGGGAAAGGCUUCCGUUACAGCUCACAUCUUGUCUCACAUCGGAGAAUCCACACAGGAGAAAGACCCUACUCAUGCCCUGUGUGUGGGAAAAGCUUCACUGAUAGUUCACAGAUGAUCACACAUCAGAGAAGCCACACAGGGGAGACCCCCUACACGUGCCCUGAGUGCGGGAAAAGCUUCAGUUGGCACUCAAACCUUAUCACACAUCAGAGAAUCCAUACGGGAGAGAAACCAUACACAUGUCCUGAGUGUGGGAAAAGCUUCAAUCGGCGAUCAAACCUUGCUGCACAUCACAGAAUCCACACAGGGGAAACACCCUAUAGCUGCCCUGACUGUGGGAAAAGCUUCAGUCGGAGCUCAGAGCUCAUCAUACAUAAGAGAAUCCACACAGGAGAAAGACCCUACACUUGCUGUGAGUGCGAGAAAAGCUUCAUUCGGAGCUCCGAGCUUAUCAUACAUCAGAGAAUCCACACUGGAGAGAAACCCUUCAGAUGCCCUCAGUGCGGUAAAGGCUUCAGUUAUAGCUCACAGCUUGUCUCACAUCAGAGAAUCCACACACGCGAAUAACACUAUGCUUGUAUUCAGUAGGGCUGCCCAAAGAUUUUUUGUUUCUUUUUUGUUAUGGGUUUUUUGUUGGGUUGGUUGUUUGGU